Tinamus guttatus (white-throated tinamou) is the source of this 557-nucleotide messenger RNA. The record is from RefSeq and is a predicted model, not a curated record. Lineage: Eukaryota; Metazoa; Chordata; Aves; Tinamiformes; Tinamidae.
AUGAAGCCGUUUUUGGAAGUACCUAUUUUUCUUCCCAGACUGCAUGAGGAGAUCAAGAAACCAGCAGGAUGUCAACACCCUUCCCACCACAACAAUAUCUUAAGUAAAGCAAUUGCACAGUGUUGUUCCAAGGAAACACAGCUUAGCUCACCUGGGUUGAAUUCAGUCAGGAUCAGUGCGACGGCCGGGUCCGAGCCGUGGCUGGUGGCGCUGGGCGCUUUCCACGUCCUCUGCUUCGUGCUGACCUGCGCCUCCGCGCAGCACUACCGCGUGCAGAUCGGGCACUUCCUCGGCAUGGUGGGUUUGGUGUACUGCGCUGAAUAUAUAAAUGAAUUAGCAGCCAUGAAUUGGAGACUAUUUUCCAAAUAUCAAUACUUCGAUUCAGGAGGAAUGUUUAUUUCACUGGUCUUUUCAGCACCACUGCUGGUGAAUACUAUCAUAAUUGUGGUCACCUGGAUUUACAAAACUUUGAAUGUAAUGACUGAACUGAAGACACUACAGCAGAGAAUUAAAGCCAAGAAAGAGAAGAAGAAGUGAAAGGGUUGAUAUUUUUUAUU